Molecule: messenger RNA, 402 nt
Organism: Coccidioides immitis RS
Lineage: Eukaryota; Fungi; Ascomycota; Eurotiomycetes; Onygenales; Onygenaceae
Exons: 4
Coding region: 1-402 (133 amino acids)
Source: RefSeq, a predicted model, not a curated record
AUGGCACAAAAUUGCCAUCACCAGACCAGCACCCAAAAGAAGCUGACAGACGAAAGAGUUCUGACCAGGAUACUUGAGUGUUUCAUCUCCGAUUCCUACCGAAAAUAUGAUUGGCGUCACGAGAACGGAAUGGCUGAAGUUGCUGCAUUGCUGCCCAAUCUAUUGAACGUCAUCCUCGGUCAUCCUCUUCUCUUGUUCUGGCAGGCUGAGGCCCCUUUCUCUCAUCUUCUUCCUGGGCGUAAAUAUCCACCGAUUCCCACUGUGGUCGCUGAGUUUGUGCGACUGGUGGUCACCAGUCUGAAAGGGAACACACUUGCGGCGCAUCCGUCUGCCACGUCAAGCGAUGUGGAGCUGAGAGCCGUGGGGAGGGGUGGCCUGCUGCGGCGGAAUCACUCCCACUAG